This is a messenger RNA of Macrobrachium nipponense, 5033 nucleotides long. RefSeq names its product serine/threonine-protein phosphatase 6 regulatory ankyrin repeat subunit C-like. The transcript has 8 exons. NCBI's taxonomy places the organism in Eukaryota, Metazoa, Arthropoda, Malacostraca, Decapoda, Palaemonidae. Gene Ontology annotation, molecular function: protein binding. The record is from RefSeq and is a predicted model, not a curated record. Bases 507 to 3923 code for a protein of 1138 amino acids.
AUCUUGCGGUUCGUCUAACGUCUGAACUAUGUCUCUAAGUAUAUAUAAGUAAUGCGCCUAUUCAUAAACCAGUUACUAAGCCACACAGGAACAAACCCAUAAAAGCAUUUUAGAGAACAUGUUGCUUUUCAAGUGCUGACGUUCAAUGUGUUGCCGUAUGACGCCAUCUGUGCAUUUAGGCAUUCCUGAUUCGUGCGGGUUCUCCGCCGUCUCCCGUAGUCUCAUUCUAGGAAAGAGUUUACAACACGUUCUGUGGUAUAACUAGUGGACACGUGUAUUAACGAUUUUAUUCCCGUUUUAUUCACCUGAAAUCAUUCAAAACUGAUGCGGUAGCAUUAGCAUGUAAAGUCAUUUUCAAUUUAGUGCCAGAAAGGAAGGUUCUUGCUUCUUCAAAGCAAGCAAUCACGAGAUCGUCUUCCGUGUUCGUUCAGAAUAACAGGACAUGGUGACGAGACUUGGAUUUGUCAAGAGUUUACUUCAAAGACGAAAAAUGUAUAUACGCUGAAAUGCUUCUGAGAAGUGAGAGUGACAUUAACAAUAGAAUGUAUGCCAAGAGAUACAGCGUUAUCCCUAUAAAUGAGGGAAUAAGAGAAGCAGCUGGUUCACCUGGUUGCGAUCUUGUUGAUGCUGUGACCCGUAAGGAUGUUGCAUUUUGCAGAGGUAUUAUAACUACUAAAAAUGUAAACUUGAAACUGGAUCAAGAUGAAACCCUCCUACAUGUUUUAGCAAUGAAAUAUGGCAAAAGAAAGAAGUCUGCCUCUGAUAUUCUAUUAUUGCUAUUAGAAAUGGGAGCCAAAUGCAAUGCUAGAAACAAAGAUGGAAACACACCUCUGCACAUCGCAGCAAGAGAAGGUCAUGACGAAUUCUGCAAAAUACUUAUUGACCAAAAAAAUAAAGACAAAACUUCUUUACUGGACAUGAAAAGUUCUUGUAAAAUGACUCCACUGCAUCUUGCUGCUCAGCAAGGACAGGUCAAAGUUGUGUCUCUUCUUUUGACAGAGGGAGCUGAUGCAACUUUAAGAGAUAAUAAUCAGUAUCUCCCACUACAUUAUGCAGCUGCAGCUGGUUACCAUGAAAUAUGUGAAUUACUACGCGACACAUAUCCUACUGCUGAUCUGACUGGUUGCAAUCCCCCACCACCUCUCAUGCUGGCUGCUAAAGGAGGUUAUGAAUGGUGCUGUAGAAAGUUGGUCCUUUCAAAGAAAGAUCUUAAUUGGCAGGAUAAACAAAGAAACACACCUAUGCAUAUAGUUGCAAAAAAAGGCUUUGAAUAUUUUCUUGCUUACCUUAUAAAACAAGGAGCAGACCUUGAUGUACAGAACAAAGCAGGAAACACGCCACUCAUGGAGGCCAUUUCCAAAAAUGCAUUAGGCUGCCUGAAUCUCCUCAUUGAUAGUGGUGCAAACCUCAGUUUACAGAAUGAAGAUGAGAAGGGAGUUCUUCACUUAGCUGCUGAAAAGAAAGCAGAUGACUGUUUGAAUUUACUUCUCCAUAAAAAUAGUGUUAAGAAAGACAUUGAUAAAAAAGACAAAACUGGGUGCACACCUCUUCUGACUGCGAUCAGAAAGGGCAGUGAUAAAUGUUCAUUUAUGCUACUGCAAGCUGGUGCAUCUCCACAAGAGAAGUGCAACUUGAAAUUUACCGCCUUACAUUAUGCAGCUCAGACUACAACUACUGAUGUCCUGCAAGAACUGCUGAGAAAUAAAGCUAUAGAUGUGAAUGCUGCUAACUACAAAGGACUGACACCCUUGCAUAUGGCAGCUGAGAAGGGCGCCAGAGAAGCAUGUAUGAAACUUUUGAGGAGAGGUGCCCGUGUAGAAGCAACAGAUAAACAAAGUCGAACAGCCCUGCAUAUCAGUACCCUUCAUGGUCAUUCAGCAAUCAUCAAGCUUUUGGACAAACAUGGAGCUCAGAAAAAAGCAUUAAAUGAAAAUAAAUCCACUGCUCUCCAUAUUGCAGCUGAUACAGGAAAUCUUGAAUGUUGUAAAGUACUUACUAAAGCUGAUCCACAUCUUUGUAAGAUAACAGACUCAAAAGGCAGGUAUCCUAUAGAUAUUGCCUUCCAAAAAGGACACAACAAGGUUUCAGAGUUCUUUCUGCAGUCUUUACACAGAUUACCCCCAGGUUUAGAAAAGAAUCUUCAUAGGCACACACACCAAGCACUUAAAGAAAGAAACAGGUCAGCCAUUGAAAUGAUAAUUGAAAGUUGUUGGUGGGAAAAGGGUUUCGUCUCCAGCGCAGACAACCUUCAUGAGAGAGGACCUUGUGAUAACUUCCGACAGACUAUAAAGCUAUAUCCAGAUUUAGCAAAGAUUCUGAUGGAUAAAUGUGUAAUCACUUCCCCUUGUGGAUAUAAUUUCAACGAAUACAAUUUCAGAUUGUUGGAGGAUUGCUACUAUAUGGCUACAGAAGCCACGGCACCACAUAAGACGACUAUGCAGGAAAACAAAUAUGAUCCAUUUGCUAAGACAGGAGCACUGAAACCUGAGGCACGAGAAUUUACCUCAGAUUCUGUUCAGUGGAAGAACAGCCACCCUGUUCACCUGAUGACCAAAUGGAAAUGCUUAGGCCUCCUUAAACAUUCCGUAACUGAGCGUUGGUUGUUGUGCAAAUGGAACAAGUACAUCAGAAACACUUAUAUUUUUAUACUUUUGCUCCAGAUCGUCCUCUCUCUUUUCAUCAUAGCAUUUCUGAGCUUUGUUCCUAACUGGAGAGCGGUGUCCACACAUAUCAGCAACAUGUCACAAGAUGUAUCAUGCGAAGAUUUCCAGCGAAUACAAGAUCCAUAUAUCAAAAAGGUUCGUGAGGGAUACAGCUCCUUCGUGGCAUGUCACAUCUUGCUGUUUUUAGCAGCACUUUCAGUGUUCUGUUUGGAAGUCUUCAGUCUGUCAAAGAUGCGCCACACUUACUUCCGUGACCUCACCCAUCUUCUGAGACUUGCUUGCACAGUUCUUGCCUUCGUUCUCGUGUUUCCCUACGAAUCCUGUGAAACUCUAAUUAAGCCGGCGAUUCCUUGGGAGAGUGGUGUGCUGUCGUUCAUGCUAAGUUCCAUUUGCCUUAUGAACACCAUCAACAAACUUCCGUCAUGCUCCUACUUUUCCAAUAUCACCCACCAGUUUAUUAGGUCUUACUUAAAGGGGCUUUUCUUGAUAUCAGUAAUUAUAUUGACAUUUGCAUACUGUUUUCAUCUCCUUAUGAGAAAUGACGAAGCUUUUCAAAGUAUUUUCCAUGUUAUUAUCAAAAUGGUGGUGUGGGUCCUCGGUGAUUUAGCAUUUGACGAUACAUUCGGAACCAAAGAACUGACCUACCCAAUCAUAACCAUGUUCUUGUACCUUGGGUUCAUCUGCAUGGUUGGAGCAUUUAUUGUAAGCCUUGUCAAGGCUCCUUCCGUGGAUCCCCGUACAGCUGCAUUCAAUGAAGCGGCAUCGUUCGCUAAUUUUGUGCUGACUAUAGACGUUUGCUUACCCCAGCUAAGAAAAAAAUACGCUGUUAGCAAGUACAGUGACAAAGACCGGAAGUCGUGGGUGAAAAAACUGGAGGAUUGGUGGAUGAACCUACGUCCUUCUGCGUUCCGCAGAAUGGUUAUUCCACUGACCACGAACGUUACGAUGAUGGAACUUCCUGCACAACGACGACCCUGGUUAACGAGGAAAAUCGAGCAAACUGCCAAUUUUUUCGGUACUCUUACUAGUGGGGACGAUGCUGAUGACAAAUGCUUCACUAUUUCGAAUGAGCAGCAAGAGAAAAUAGACCCACAAAGUGCCAAAUUAGAUCAGCUUUUGACGAUGUGCAAAAAACUUGUUCAUGAUAAUCAGGUGCAGAAUGAGCAGAUCAACGAGUUAAAACAAUUACACAAUGAACAAGUUACUGAGCUCAAGCAACAAAUUAAUACUUUGAUGACGUCCUUGUCCGUGAAGACAUGAAAUUUAGAUAUGGACACUAUUCGAAUGUUGUAUUAAGAGGAUCUGAAUAAGUUUGCACGAUCAGAUGGAGGUGAAUAUUAAAUGCAUAUAAAAAAAAUUCAUAUUCAGUUUUUCAGCAUAUAUAUUAAGUUUGAUAUUCUGUCUUUGCCAUUAAUUGUAACCAGUGUAUAAAGCCGCUCAUUUCUGGACAACUCAUAACCAGAUCAUUCUCAUAUGAUCAACUCAUAUUUGAUGAAAUCAAACCGAGGUCAAGUCAGAAAAAACAAUAGGUCAGGAAUGAGUAUUACUUGUGAUCGUUCAAAAUUCUUGACAGCUAUUUCGAGACAAUUUGUGGUAAUAACUGCGACCCGUCAAGCGAUUAUAUGAUACUUAGGCAGUUUGAGAAACUCCUGUGUUUGAUGUUGAUGAACUCUAGGAGUUAAAAUGAACUCUCAUUAUCAACAUUCUUCGCCACCAAAAGUGGUCUUUUCAGUACAAGCCUGACUUUCCAAAUUUUCCAUCUGAUUCUGGCAUUUUCCCAGAAACACAGUUUCAUGAAUAGCUAUAGUAGAUUCACAUCUACCGUGCAUUUGAUGUCUAGGCCAGUCCCUUACGACGCUCCUGAUUGGCUGUUGAUAAGCCAGUCUGGAAACUCAGUCUCUCGCGAGAGUUCACAUAGGCAGGAUGUACGUUCCUCCUCUCCUGAGGGAUACUUUUGAAAGACAUCCCUCAGGAGAGGUGGAAAUACAUCCUGUCUAUGUGAACUCUCUCGAGAGACUGAGAGUUUUCACCCCUAUGUAUGAGCGUCGUAAGGGACAUCAGAUACUCGGUUGAUGUGAGUCUAAUAUAGUACUAGACAAUUUCUUGGAAUACACAUUCCUGAAUUGAUGCAAUGUUCAUGAGACUAUAGGAUACAUUCAAAAUACUCCAAUCCUGUUUAUCUAGUUUAUGAGAAAUUUACCUUUGUUGAAGAAAGUUUCAUUUUCACAUCUCAGAUUUUUUUUUUUCCUGGGCAGGACUUUGGUUGUGAGUUGUCCGGGUGUGCGUUGCCUCAUUAUUGUCUUCCGAGACAUAUUGUGUCCAUUGUAGUGUGCUGUGAUAAAUAAAAAAUAAACUUUAAAUCCUAUUGUA